UAUAUGUAUGGUAUAAAAGGUGCAGGCUGGGGGGCAUAUAUAUCCACGCCAACAGCUUCAGCACUGCGCAGAUCGUUUUAGUCAGUCUGGAGAACGGCGCAUUCAUUCCGGACUGCACAGCACCAGGGUUCGCAAAAACGGCGCACGCGCCAAAGACCGCGCUGUAUCACGUCCGCCGCGGAGUACGGGCUCUCUGCGCGGCCUCCCCGCAGGAUCGCAGCAGCACCACUGACUUGGCAAGCAGACCCAAAUUGCUUUUUGGGCGGCCCCGAGAGAGGAGUCUUUGCAGCCCAUGCCUUGGAAUCGUGUCUUCCCGCCAUGGUUCUUCCGCGAUACGAGUCAUGCCGACAAUCUUGCCGGCCCUGAUUCUGGGGUUCCCCCUCUUUUCGCAAAAGUGCAGACGUGGCCCGGUCGGCGGGGCCGAUCCAGAAUGCCAGUGGAUUUGACCAGCGCUGUUUUUGUGUUUGCGCGCCUCAAACCAGGGGGUUCCCCCGCGAGGCUUGUCGAAUCGCAAAAAAAUCGAAAUCGCAGCCUCCGGCGGUUAUCGGCGGGAACGGCGUUCCAGGUCCAAGCGACACAAAAACUUGGGGUGUCACUGGCUUGCGGUUUCGGGCUGCGGGCCGUCUGGCGGACGCGUGCUGAGUGCGGCGGCACGGUCCAUCUGCCUCCUGGCGUGUUUCAUGCUUUUGAUGUCGUUCAUGGUUUUCACGUGCUGGAGCACGAAUUGAUCGUGCGAGGCCAAGAGGUCGGCAAGGGGCUGUUUGAUCCUGCGUAUAGCCGUGGCUAGCUCGCCGUAGGCGUCCGGCGGUGUGAUGCCGUUAUCCGGGUUUGGCGGCUGAGACUCCGACAUGACUACGGGGGUGGUGGACGCGUUAGCACGGGAG
Metschnikowia bicuspidata var. bicuspidata NRRL YB-4993 is the source of this 884-nucleotide messenger RNA. RefSeq lists its product as uncharacterized. The coding region runs from base 293 to 787 and encodes 164 amino acids. The record is from RefSeq and is a predicted model, not a curated record. The transcript has 2 exons. NCBI's taxonomy places the organism in Eukaryota, Fungi, Ascomycota, Pichiomycetes, Serinales, Metschnikowiaceae.